Messenger RNA from Cajanus cajan (pigeon pea), 447 nucleotides. Its product is annotated as Cox19 family protein (CHCH motif). The record is from RefSeq and is a predicted model, not a curated record. NCBI's taxonomy places the organism in Eukaryota, Viridiplantae, Streptophyta, Magnoliopsida, Fabales, Fabaceae.
AAGUAUUUGUAAAGUUGUAGCUUUUAAUAAACGCAUAAGUCGGUAAUAGUGCAGGCGAAACGAAGUCUAUCAGGUGGCGAUGGCGUCCAAAGGUUCAACACCUCCUUAUCCCAGUGCUGCCAGAUUCUCUGAUUCUCAAUGUUUUCCGCAAUACACCGCUUCUCUCAAAUGUUUACAAGAAUUUAAUUCUGAUAAGAGUAAAUGUCAAGAACAUUUUGAUGUUUACAAGGAGUGCAAGAAAAAAGAGAGGGAAGAACGAUUGGAACGCAAUAAAAAUAGGUCCUUAUUCUCAUGAAAUUUUAGCUGGGAUUUUACCGAUUGUAUCAUAGAAAACAAAGUUAAAAGUUCAUCUAUAUCAUAGCACUGAGGUAAUGAUGUUUUCUGAAUCCGUGACAAGACGAUGUUCAAAUAAAUGUGUACAAUGGUAUUCUACGCUAUUUUAUGUUC